CCCCGGCAGUCCCGGCGGCCAUUGCUCCAAGAUGGCGGCGGCGGCAGCGGCGGCAGUGCAGCUGAGCUGGGCUGGAACCACCCCCUUGGAGUUCCGUCAGCCUGCACCCUAGGAGGUAAGCAGCCCCUCAGUGUCACCAGCACUCGUGGGAACUGCCCUUGUCCCCAAAGGUUUUUCUACAUAUCACUCAUUUGCUCUACCCAUCACAUUCCCAUUCUACAGAUGCAGCAGUUGAGGUUCAAGCCAGGGCAGAAUCUGGACCCACUUACAUUGUUUUGUGGGGAGAGGAGAGACAAAAUCUCAGCUUAAGUGUUCUCUCCUCCCAUGGCCACCUUUUUCUCUCUCACGCCCCCUGCUGGUUUCCUGCCCUGUCAGUAAGUCAUUUUCAUGGUUUUAUCUAUCUUCCUCCCUCUGGAGGGCCUGUCCAACAACCGCCUGGUUCAUCCUGUGUCCCCAGAACACAGAGGGCACUCAAUAAAUAUCUCUUUGUUGAGUUAACGACGUUGAACUAAUUAAUUAAAGUGCCAUAUUCAGCUUUGAAAGCACCUGUCAGGUCAGGGCUGGGGACAGGGGUUAUCUCGCUAAAGAUAGGCUGAGAAUGGACUGUCUUUAUGCACCCAAGAGAGACAGCUUUUAUUGGUUAAAAGCACAACUCUUGAGGAGUUUCCAUCGUGGCUUAAAUACUAGUGGUAACAAAUCUGACUAGUAUCCGUGAGGAUGCUGGUGCGAUCCCUGGCCUUGCUCAGUGGGUUGAGGAUCCCACGUUGCUGCGGCUGUGGCAUAGGCCUGUAGCUGCAGCUUGGGUUCAACCCCUAGCCUCAGAACUUCCAUAUGCUGUGGGUGCGGCCCUAAAAAAACAAAACAAAACAAAAAACAACUCUGGAGCCCGCUUCCAGGUCAAAUCCUGGGUCUGCCACCUCCCAGCUGUGUGACCUCAAGCAAGUGACUUUACCUUUCUGAACCUCAGUUUCCUCAUCUUCAAAUGUGAUCAUAACACAAAGAUUAAAUAAGUUAGUAUUGCUAAAUUUCUUUUUUCUUUUCUUUUUUUUUUAGGGCCUUAUCUGUGGCAUAUGGAAGUUCCCAGGCUGGGGUCCAAUCAGAGCUACAGCCGUUGGCCUGCGCCACAGCCACAGCAACAUGGGAUCCGAGCCACGUCUGAGACCUACACCACACCUUCCAGCAACGCGGGAUCCUUAACCCACUGAGGGAAGCCAGGGAUCAAACCCGAAUCCUCAUGGAUUCUAGUCAGGUUCAUUAAUUGCUGAGCCACAAAGGGAACUCCAGUAUCAGUAGAGUUCUUAGAACAGGGUCUGGCACAUCACGAGCAGCUAGAACUGUUGACAUAUUAUGAUCCUUUAAAAUCAUCAUUUCAUCCACUUUGCCCCAGUGAAGGGAUUUUAAGUCCUUACAGUUGGGGAAGCCAAGCCUGACCUUGUCAGGGACUAGAUGAUUCCUCUUGCUUUCCUCUCUGGUCCCCUCACCUCCUCAUCUGGUUCUCAUUCCCCCUGGUCCCUGAGGAACUAGUUUCUGUUCUCUGUCCUGUUGGGCACUUCCUGGCAAGAGGCAGCUGGACAGUGUGUGGUGAGAGCCAGGGCCCGGGGCUGGAGGCCUGGGCUCUACUCCCUCCAGCCUUCCUCUCUCUGGGCCACAGAUUCCCCCUCUGAAUAAUGGGAGUCAGUCAGUCAUUCCACACAGAUGUCUUGAGCACCAGCUGUGUGCCAGGUACUGAGCUGUGCUCUGGGUAUAUAGCAGAGACCAAAACAGACAAAAGAGCAAACAAAGUAAGUGAAAUCUACAUGAUAGCUACUAGGGGAGGAACAUAAGGGGGGGGGGGCUCAUAGGAAGUAGGUGGGAGAUAGGAAGCGCUUUUUUUUUUUUAAAGUAAAGCCACCGAAAGAAGGGUUUCCUGGACAGAUGACAUUUGAGCAAAGACUCAAAGGCCAAGGGAGGAGGCAUGCAGCUGCCGCCCAGGGCGGGGAUCAUGCAGGCAGAGGGAACAGCCAGUGCUGCAGGUGGAAGCUCCCGGGUAUAUUUGGAGAAUGGCAUUUUGUGGCCCACGUGGCUGCGGUGGAGUGAGCAAGUGGGCAGGGGCAGAAUCCUCAUCACUAGACCACCAGGGAACUCCCUAAUUCAAAGUUUAACAGGAUCCCUUUGGGUUCCGAUGGGGAACAAACUGAAGAGGACAUGGGUGAAGCAGGGGGAUGGUCUCUUUAGAAUCGUUAAAAUCUUAAACCCCCCAAGGUUCCCUGCUGCGUUUCUCUAUACCUAAGUGCUCCGAUUCUAAGAUUUUUUUUAAGACCCUGAAGAUUCUGUGGUUCCAAAGAUUCCUCCCCCUACAAUCAUGUGAGUUGCUUGAGCACCCCCCCCGGGGGGGGGGGCGUGUUCGUCUCUGUGUGUGCUGAGUCCCCUGCUGUGUCCCCAGUGCCUCGGACAGUGCCUGCUGUGUUGUAGGAGUUCCCCAAAUAGAUGCUGAAGGAUGGAAGGAAGGAGGGAUGCGUCAAAGGCCCAGAAGGCAAUUCUAAGGUUCUAAAGAAUAAUAAGUCGCUCUGAAGUGCAACUCAGGUUCUUAAGUGCCUUCUGAGCGGGGUCAGAGGAGGGCAGGCAGGCCUGGGAUGGGUGAAGAGGGCUGGGAGAGCGUGCCUGGUAGGAGAGAGAGAGAGGAGACAGGGAGACCAAGGCAGGGCCCCAGGCACAUGGCCACAGUGCAGAAUUUGGCCCCGGGGACCUGAGUGGGCUUUACAGAGGCACAGAAACCCAGAAACCCUGCCCCUGGUCAUCAUCUUUUUUUUCUUUUUUUUUUUUUUUUUUUGACUGUCCCAUGGCAUAUGCAAUUCCUAGACCAGGGAUCAGAUCCCAGCUGCGGUUGCAACCUACACCACAGCUGUGACAGUGCCAGAUCCUUUAACCCACUGUGUCAAGCUGGGGAUCAAACCCGUAUCCUGGCAUGAGAGAUGCCGCCAAUUCCAUUGCACCAUAGUGGGAACUCCUGGUCAUCAUCUUUUCACCGAAUGCAUUUUCAGUGCCCAGCCACACGCUAGACAGACAGGAGUGACGGAGACAGCGCUGGCUCUCCCCUCCUGGGGGAAACACAGUCUAGAACAGGCAGCCCUGGGGGGAUUUCUGGCCCAGCCUGCAUUUCAGAGAGGGCUUCCUGGAAAAGGAGCCAUCUGAGCUGAAGCCUGAGCAUAAGCAGAUUUCCAGGAGAAAAGAGGCAUGGAGAGAAGGGGGGUUCCAGAGGCAGAAGGAACAGGAUCUGCAAAGGCUUAGAAAUAACAUCUGUUUGAAGAAAAGUCCAAGGUGGCUUAAGCAUAGAGCUCAAGGAGGCGUGGCAGGAGCUGGGGCUGGAAUGGGGGGCAGGCAAGGGCCAGGUCACACAAGGCCUGAUGGGAUGUUGUUGGAAACUUAAACUUCCUCCACACGGCACUAGGGAGCCAUGGCAGAUUCUGAGCAGAGAGGGAGAGGUCCGAUGUGUGCUUUAUGGAGACCCCUCUGCUGCCGUGAGGAGGGGCUUCAUCAGGAGGCCAGAGGGAGGCCGGGCAGUGUUCUGGGUGAACCCAGGUCAAGUGGGAGCUGUGGGAAUGGGGAGGAGGGGUCAGAAGUGUUUUGGAGGCAAGACGGCUCGCUGGGCCUCUGAUGUCCCCCUCUCUGGGAGGGGCAGAACCUAGGAAGAUCCUUCUUGGGGAAACUUUCUGUAUCUGCUCAAAGCUGGAGAGUUGUUUAUUCCUUCUGUGCUGGAGACCUGCCAAAGCUUCAAGUUGUGAUUGGGACAGGGAGACAGCGCCACCUAGGGGUUGCUUAGGAGUGUAGCCAAGGAGUAAAGGUGAGGCACUAACCCCCCACCCCACCCCGCCGCCCCUUUUUUGGCCAUGCCUGAGGCAUCAAACCUGCACCACAGCUGUAACCCAAGCCACAGCAGGGACAAAGCUGAAUCCUUAACUGCUAGGCCACCAGGCAACUCCAGCACAACCUCUUGAUGCAGCCCACUCUGCUUUAAAAAAGAUGAUUUUUUGGAGUUCCCACUGUGGCUCAGUAGGUUAAGAACCUGACUAGUACCCAUGAGGACUUGGGUUCAAUCCCUGGCCCCGCUUAGUGGGUUAAGGAUCUGGUGUUGCCGUGAGCUGUGGCGUAGGUCACAGACGCCGCUCGGAUCUGGUGUUGCUGUGGCUGUGGUGCAGGCCAGCAGCUGCAGCUCCUGUUCCACUCCUAGCCUGGGACCUUCCAUAUGCUGCAGGUGCGGCCCUAAAAAGAAAAAAAAAUUGAUUUUUUAACUGUGAUAAAAUAACACAUAACAAAACUUGUUGUCUUAAGUUUUCAGGUUGAUAGUUCAGUAGUGCUAAAUAGAUCCACGUUAUUGUGCAAUCUCCAGAACUUUGUCAUCUUGCAAAAUUGGAACUCUACAGCCAUUCAACAACAACCCCCCCCUUGCUCCCUCCCCCCAGCCCCCUGGCAACCAUCAUCUACUUCCUGUUUCUGUGAGUUUGACCCAUUCUACUAAAAAAACUAAUUAGAGGCCAACAUUAAAAAUUCUGAUUUAAAAAAAAUUUCUAGCUUUUCUUGCAAAACCAGAACCAUCUGGCUGAUGAUCAGGAAAGAGAUGGCCAGAUGGCACAGGAUUUGAGGAAGUGAGAAGAAGGUGGGGGGAGGGGCUUGGUGGCGAGGCUUUGACCCCUGGGGGCCAGGGUGUGGGAGGGAAGGGAAGGAGAGAUCAGGCCUGGCUUCCUGGAGCAGGGAACAUAGAGAAGAAGGUGCAAGUUUGGGGACAGCAAUGGGAUCCAGGCAUUUAUAACUGAACCCGAAUCUGAGUGAGAAGUUGACAAUGAAUAAAAGGGUGAGAUCAAACAUGAAAGAAGGGAAGCUGAUUCAUUUGAGAAAAACUUCCUGAGCACCUAAUAAGUACCUAGCCCUGUGCUGGGUAGCCUUGGGCACCCAACAGUGACCAGUCAGGCUCAGGACCUGCCUUCAUGGGUCUCAUAAUCCAGUGGAGGCCACAGGCUGGACCCUACUCAGCAGUGAAUUAGAGUGGGAGGCUAGAGUGGGAACCCAGGGGGCUGAAGGAGCCCUGAGGGGGUUGCAUGACCCAGGGAUCAGGGAGGGCUUCCUGGAGGAGGAAAAGUUGAAACUGAAACCAAAUAAGCACUGGGAAGGGAGUUCCUGAUGUGGCUCGGUGGGAUGGGGACCUGAUGUUGUCUCUGUGAGGAUGCGGGUCCCAUCCCUGGCCUCGCUCAGUGGGUUAAGGAUCCAGUGUUGCCACAAGUGCAGGUAGAAGAUGCAUGGCUUGGAUCUGGUGUUGCCAGUGGCUGUGUUGUCAGCCAUAGCUCUGAUUCAACCCCCAGGCCGGGAACUUCCAUAUGCCACAGGCGUGCCCCCCCCCCCCGCGCGCCCAAAAAAAGGGCUGGGAGAGGAAGGCAAGGCUGAGGAUGGGUAGGGGAGCUUCUGACAACCAGCUUUUGUUCCCCCCUGCCCAGGAUACCCCGGAAGCCCAGCUAGGGCCUAACUUCAGCCCCAUGCGGCUCACCCGCUGCCAGGCUGCUCUGGCAGCCGCCAUCACGCUCAACCUCCUGGUCCUGUUUUAUGUUUCGUGGCUGCAGCACCAGCCCAGGAACUCCCGGGCCAGGGGCUCCCGCCGUGGAUCUACCUCCGGUCCGCGCGUCACCGUCCUGGUGCGGGAGUUCGAGGCCUUUGACAACGCGGUGCCAGAGCUAGUGGAUUCCUUCCUGCAGCAGGACCCAGCCCAGCCCGUGGUGGUGGCUUCGGACACACUCCCCUAUCCGCCCCUGGCCCUGCCGCGCAUCUCCAACGUUCGCCUGGCGCUGCUCCAGCCUGCCCUGGACCGGCCCGCCGCAGCCUCGCGCCCCGAGACCUACGUGGCCACCGAGUUCGUGGCCCUGGUGCCCGACGGGGCAAGGGCCGAGGCACCCGGCCAGCUGGAGCGCAUGGUGGAAGUGCUCCGAGCCGGAGGCGCACGCCUGGUGGCCGCUCCCGUCGCUUCGGCCAACCCUGCUCGGUGCCUGGCCCUGAACGUCAGCCUGCGGGAGUGGACCGCCCGCUAUGGCCCAGCGCCCUCCGCACCCCGCUGCGACGCCGUGGACGGGGACGCCGUGGUUCUCCUGCGCACCCGCGACCUCUUCAACCUGUCGGCGCCCCUAGCCCGGCCCGUGGGCACCAGCCUCUUCCUGCAGACCGCCCUUCGCGGCUGGACGGUGCAGCUGCUGGAUGCACCCUUCGCCGCGGCCCACCAGCCCCCGCUAGCCACAGCCCACGCGCGCUGGAAGGCGGAGCGCGAGGGGCGAGCGCGGCGCGCGGCGCUGCUCCAGGCGCUGGGCAUCCGCCUGGUGAGCUGGGAGGGCGGGCGGCUCGAGUGGUUUGGAUGCAACAAGGAGACCCCGCGCUGCUUCGGGACGGUGGUGGGCGACACGCCAGCCUACCUGUACGAGGGGCGCUGGACUCCCCCGUGCUGCCUGCGCGCGCUGCGCGAAACCGCACGCUACGUGGUGGGUGUGCUGGAGGCGGCCGGCGUGCGCUACUGGCUGGAGGGCGGCUCGCUGCUGGGAGCGGCCCGCCACGGGGACAUCAUCCCGUGGGACUACGACGUGGACCUGGGCAUCUACCUGGAGGACGUGGGCAACUGCGAGCAGCUGCGGGGCGCCGAGGCAGGCUCAGUGGUGGACGAGCGCGGCUUCGUGUGGGAGAAGGCGGUAGAGGGUGACUUCUUCCGCGUGCAGUACAGCGAGAGCAACCACCUGCACGUGGACCUGUGGCCCUUCUAUCCCCGAAACGGGGUCAUGACCAAGGACACGUGGCUGGACCACCGGCAGGAUGUCGAGUUCCCCGAACACUUCCUGCAGCCUCUCGUGCCCCUGCCCUUUGCCGGUUUUGUGGCGCAGGCGCCUAACAACUACCGCCGCUUCCUUGAGCUCAAGUUCGGCCCCGGGGUCAUCGAGAACCCUGAGUACCCCAACCCGGCACUCCUGAGUUUGGCAGCAAGCAGCUGACGCUCCAGUGCCUGCUCCUGGGUCCGGAGAACAUUCGGGCACAAGGCAAGGCACUGUCUUUUGUCUUGGUGCUGCUGGCAUUUGGUGGGUGGGCCAGGGAUGCCAAGCCGCCCUGCAGGGCUCUGCAUGGUCCCGAACAUCAAAUCCUGCGCCCUGCCCAAGAUUUCCAGAACUGGGGCUCCAGGGCUGGGACAGUUUGGGAAAAGAGGAAGAGUGUAAGUUCCGGGGCCAGACUGUCGCGAUUCCAACCUCGGCUCUUGCACUUGUUCGGUAUGUGGACCCCUGGCAAGUGUCCCAAUUUCGCUGCCUCCGUUUCCUCCCGGAUUCAGUGCCAGCCCUCAGGGUCAAGCACACCCGGAGCCCCAGGACACUUGGCUGUUGGGGUUGCUUCCGCCACUAGAGGGCGUCUUUGUCCUACCUUGCAGCCAAGACGACUGUCCGCGGGGCCCUCUGUUCCAUGACUUUCAUGUCUCUCGAGCCUUUGGUCCCCUCUCCAGUCUCCUGCGCCUGGUCAGGACAGGAUGACUCUUUCCUUCUUUCAGAAAACGAGCUCCUUCCUCCUGGGAGAGCCCUGUGCGGUGCAUGCUGCUCUUAACCCCAUCUUGCACAGAGCAAACAGGCUCAGAGGUCUGAGGGUGCUCUGGUUAAGAACCUGGUUCUGGGAGUCCCCUGGUGGUCUAGUGGUUAGGAGUCAGAGCUCCCUCUGUGGCGGCCGCCCAGGUUCAAGCCCUGGUCUGGCAGCUGAGAUGCCACAUCAAGCUGCUGCAAGUCGCUGCCAAAAAAAACCCAGAGGAACCAGCUGGAUCCCAGCCUCACUCCACUUACUGUGUUACCUCAUUACAUUAGCCCUCUGCCCCUGUUAGCCCCCUGGCAAGACAGGGUAAACCACAACCAUAGCUGACAUUUCCUGAGCACUUGCUGUGUCUCAGGCAUCGUUCUCAGUAUUUCUCAUGGAGUAACUGACUUAUCCCUCGUCCCAACCCUGGGAGGUAAGAGCUGCUGCUAUUUUGAUUUUACAGACGAGGAAACUGGCCAGAAUGGUAACGUCACUUGUCCAAGGUCAGACAGCUUGGGAAGUGUCAGAGCAGAGACUUGAAGCCAGGCUGUUGCCAAUAUGCCCCUCUCCGGAGAUGGUACCCACACCACUUAGCAGGUAAAGUCAGCUUCCUCGUGAUCAUGAACCUAAGAGGAAUUACUGUUUGGGUGUGUCCCUCCAAAGUGUGUCUUUAUUUAUAAAUUAUAUCCAGGUACGACUAUCAUUCUGUAUAUUAAUAAUAAGGCUGAAGUUACUCUAUCUUAAAAUUACGAGUUCCCUGGUGGCUGAGCCGGUUAACGAUCCCACAUUGUCACUGCUGUGGGCCAGGUUCCAUCCCCGGCCCAAGAACUUCCACAUGCCAUGGGCACAGCAGGAAAUUUAAAAAUAAAAAAAUUAAAUUGAAAAUAGUUUUGUUUUGUUUUGGGGUUUUUUUGGUUUUUUUUUUUUUUUUUUUUUUUUUUGCCAUUUCUUGGGCCGCUCCUGCAGCAUAUGGAGUUUCCCAGGCUAGGGGUCUAUUCGGAGCCGUAGCCACCAGCCUACACCAGGGCCACAGCAACGUGGGAUCCGAGCCGCGCCUGCGACCUACACCACAGCUCACGGCAACGCCAGAUCCCUAACCCACUGAGCAAGGGCAGGGACCGAACCCGCAACCUCAUGGUUCCUGGUCGGAUUCGUUAACCACUGCACCACGACGGGAACUCCUGAAAAUAGUUUUGUUUACCAGCAUCAUCCCGACAACUUUGUCCCACCCACCCCUUGGGGGUGUGCCCCUGGCUUUGAGAUCGCAGGCUCUAAAGUGGGAGAGAGGCCUGAGGUCAAAUCCUGGCACUGCAGGUUCCUUCCACUGUGAACUUGGGCCGCCGAGACUCAGGCUCACCACCUCAGCUUUGCCCCCGGGAAAUGGGGCUAAUGGUGGCUCCUGGUUUGGCUACUUAUUUUGUGACCUUAGGCAAGUCACUGCUUCUCUGAAUGGUGGGGGCGGGGUGGUGAUAUUGCAGAAGUGUGAAGCCCUUGGAGAAGGAGGCUUCACAGGCCAGCGAGAGAAGAUAAAUACCAGUUUGCCCAAUCUCCUGAGGCGCAGACAUCCAAGCCUGACUUCUGAUAACACAGCUUCUGUGUUUAACCACGGCACCUGCCAGUGGCCUGAAGUCUGUUGGGUUCCCAGGGAGCAUUCUGGAAACAUAGGGAAGAUUUGCAUCAUCACUGCAAUGAGACAGUCCUCUCGGCUCCCAGAAGGCAUGGCCCAGAGAAUGGAGUGUUUUUUGUUUUUUGGUUUUUUUUUUUUUUUUGCUUUUUAGGGCCACACCCACAGCAUAUGGCAGUUCCCAGGCUAAGGGUCUAAUCAGAGCUACAGCUGUUGGCCUACGCCACAGCCACAGCUACGUGGGCUCUGAGCCACGUCUGCGACCUACACCACAGUUCAUGGCAAUGCCUGAUCCUUAACCCACUGAGCAAGGCCGGGGAGCAAACCCACAACCUCAUGAUCACUAGUCAGAUUCGUUUCCGCUGCACCACGAUGGGGACUCCAGAGAUGUCUUAUAAUACCUGCAGGGCACCUCCACGCAAUGAAGCAGUGUCCCUUGUCACAUACUGUUUAAAAAUGUCCCAUCAGACAUUUAUGAAGAACGGGUGGCUUUCGAAAUAUUUUUGUAAUUGUUAUGAUAAUGUAAAUAUAUGAAUCAAUAUGUGUUGCAUUUUGAAAAUAUUUUUUUAAUUCUCAAAAUAGUCAAAAUUAUCUAUCUAUACAUACUUAAGUUGUUGCCAGAAGCAUAAGUCAAUGCUCAAAUCAUUCUUAAAUUAUUAUAAUGGUUUUGUUUGAUUUAGAAAUUGUUGGUAAGAUUUCUUGAUCGACACAGCUGUGCCUAAGUAUUGAGAUAAAAUAACAUUAUAUAGAUAUUUAAAAUAACCUUGUUUUGGCUGUGGUUUCAUAAGGGAACCACAUCAAAUGCUUCUAGAAACUUCCCAUUAAGAACCAGGAGUUUCUGCUGUGGCACAGUGGGUUAAAGGUCUGACUGUAGAGGAUCAGGUUGCUGCAGAGGCGUGAGUUCAAUCCCCGUCCAGCACAGUGGGUUAAGGAUCUGGGGUUGCUAUAGCUGUGGAUCACAGCUGCAGCUCAGAUUCAACUCCUGGCCCGGGAACUUCCAUAUGCCAUCAGUGUGUCCAUUAAAAAGAAAAAAAAAAAUAAGAAUGUUUCAGCACUUGAGAUCUCAAUAAAAAUUUCUCUUAACAUCA
Molecule: messenger RNA, 10260 nt
Organism: Sus scrofa (pig)
Lineage: Eukaryota; Metazoa; Chordata; Mammalia; Artiodactyla; Suidae
Source: RefSeq, a predicted model, not a curated record